AUGAGAAAUAAAAGGGAAAGUGAUGUUAAAAACUAUAAUGUUGGGAAUUUUUACUCUUCUCCUGAAAGGUUUAAAGCUCCUUUUCUUUCUAUCACAAAAGAAUUAUUGCAAUGCCUAAAAGAAGACUUGAUCAGUGAAUUAGUAAUUAUUAGUUCUGUAAGAAAAAAGGGUUUUGAUUCGGAGGGUAAAGAAAAAAAAUUUGGAGAAACUUUCACUAAUUUUCCUCAAUGCAAGUUGCUAAUUAAUGAAUUUAAGAGAUUGCCUGUCAAUAUUGAUGGAAAGGAGGUUGCUUCACAUCCUGAAGGAAAAAUUAUUCCAACCCGCCAAGAAGUGAUUAGGGACAAUCACCCUGAUUUUGACAUCUUCAUUGAUGAUGAUGAACAUAAAAUAAUUUCUGCUCUCAAUUUUUUUAGUCCAGAUAAGAUUUAUGUCCUGCCUGACUACAAAUUUAGUCGUCAUGUUCAAGCUCCUAACAUUUAUCAUGUCAAAACCACAGUCUCAGAUUUAAAAACUGAAGACUUUGAAAAAGCAGCUCAAGAAUACAAAGACAAUCAUUUAAAAAAUAAGACACAAACAAAUGAAAAGAAAAAUGGUAGCAGUAAAUCCUUUUGA
Molecule: messenger RNA, 612 nt
Organism: Paraglomus brasilianum
Lineage: Eukaryota; Fungi; Glomeromycota; Glomeromycetes; Paraglomerales; Paraglomeraceae
Source: the annotation of a GenBank genome assembly